Lactuca saligna is the source of this 513-nucleotide messenger RNA. Lineage: Eukaryota; Viridiplantae; Streptophyta; Magnoliopsida; Asterales; Asteraceae. The record is from the annotation of a GenBank genome assembly.
AUGAAGCUUUUAACAAGCAACACUCAAAUUAUUGCCACUCAAUCAGCUCGGGCCUUGGGUGCUUUGUCCAUGAACAAAAUCUCUUAUAUUGUAGAAGGGGAUGUGAAGCCUCUUAUCAAAUUAGCCAAAACAUCAUCUUCCAUUGAUGCUGCAGAGACUGUUGUAUCUGCAUUAGCCAAAGUGAAGCGACUCCUCCUGCCAACUAAGCUUUCCGGUAGUACCAAUGAUGGCAAGAAAAUUGCCAAAACCGAUGAUUUCACCAAAUCAAACAUAUUGUCACCGGACCUAAUGUUGUUAGCAAGGGCAGGCGAGGUGAGAUUGCUGGAGAUGAGGGGCUCCAUCGGCUGGGUGACGCUGGAAAGCGUUGGACGGUGGGGCGGGGCUAGACGGAGGUCAGAGGUGGGAGGCGCCAACACCAAGAGAAACGUCGGAGAUGGGAGAAGCUGUCGACGUCGAGAACUUAGAAGAAGAGAAAGGGUUUGUCAAAGUGAGAAGGAGAGAAAGGGAAGUUGA